UGAAAAAAAAAAAAAACAAAAAAAACGAAGCCAAAGUUCAAUUAGUUGGUUUGUUGAUCCAAGUCUCUCUCUCUCCAAGAUGGGAAGUAGAGGGCAGUUAAUGGAAGUUUGGAGACCAAAACUAAAGCAGGCAUCACUACUCUGGUUCCAUGGUUUCACAGAAGCUCUCUCUCUCCACAGAGUCGUCAUCUACUGCCUCAGGUCGAGAGAGCUUGCGAUCCGAACAGGGCAGUGUUUUAUCUUAAACGGCUUGAUUUUCUUAGGAAGUAUCUUUGUUCUAAAGUCUGUUAUUAUUCCAACACUACAAUGGAUAUUACCUGAUCAGUGCCCACAGACUGUUUCUCAAGAACCAUGCUCAUUUGAUGGUAUUUUAGAACUUUAUUCUUCCUUGCGUCUUGGACUCCUACAACUCGUCUAUGUAUUAUGGUUUUAUCCAUUGUACAUAUUCAGCUUUAUUAUAAGCAGCAUGUGGUACAAUGACAUUGCUAAGUAUGGUUUUCUUGCGAAUGCAAAAUCUGGAAAUACUGUUACUGAGCUAUCGAGCUCACCGAAAGCAACUCAGACGGAUAAACCUACUGACCUUGGGGGAGUCAUGAUUGGAAUAGCUGAACAGGUCUAUUCAGUCCUCCUCUUGAAUGUAUUCUUCCUAGAGGUUUUUGUUACAGGAUAUAUACCUUAUUUUGGGAAGGUGCUGAAUUUCUUACUUCUUUCCUGGAUGUAUGCUUACUACUGCUUUGAGUACAAAUGGAACUUCUCUGGACUGAGUUUGGACAAAAGACUUGAUUUCUUUGAAUCCAACUGGGCAUUCUUUGCUGGUUUUGGAAAUCCAUGUAUUCUGGCUAUUUUCUUUUUCUCUCCUCUUGUGAGCUAUGGGGUCAUGGCUAUACUCUUUCCACUGUUUGUUCUGACAGCGUCAGGCUCAGAUGCUGACAAGCUCAUUACUUCUCAAAGAAGAAAAUGGGACGGUGCAGGUUUGCGAAGGCUUCCAAUAUUUUCUGUCGCAGAUUAUUUGUCGAUGCGAGUCUUGUCUUUCUUCCCCUUGGAACCUCGAGAACAAAUUCAAGACAAGGCACUCUGAGAAGUGACUCCAUGUGGCACACAAAUUAGUAUGUUGAAUGCGAACAUAUAUAUGUAUAUAUUGUGUUAUAAUUUUUUAUUUUGAAAACCACUUUGCUCUUAGUUUACUGCUUUAAUUUUUAAAAUUUGGCCGUGCAUAUUUUUUUAUUUGUCUCUGUUUUGUGGAGCAGUUUACCUGUGGUUGCCAAAUUGUUGCUUUGAGAUGUUCUGCCUCUUGUUUACAUAAAAGUGCAGCACCUCAAGGUAAAACGAAAAUAUUGUUCUGUAUCUUUGUAUAUAUUAAUUAUUCUUAAUGUCCAACGUUAUGGGAUUAAGACAAAUAUUUAUAUUUCUUAA
Molecule: messenger RNA, 1413 nt
Organism: Camellia sinensis
Lineage: Eukaryota; Viridiplantae; Streptophyta; Magnoliopsida; Ericales; Theaceae
Product: etoposide-induced protein
Biological process (GO): macroautophagy
Cellular component (GO): endoplasmic reticulum
Source: RefSeq, a predicted model, not a curated record